AUGGAGCGGAAGAACCACAGUGGGAGAGUGAGUGAGUUUGUGCUGCUGGGCUUCCCAGCUCCCGGGCCACUGCAGGCACUGUUGUUUGCCCUUUUGCUGCUGGCCUAUGUGUUGGUGCUGACUGAGAACACUCUCAUUAUUGUGGCAAUUAGGAACCACCCUACCCUGCACAAACCCAUGUAUUUCUUUCUGGCUAAUAUGUCCUUCCUGGAGAUCUGGUAUGUUACUGUCACUAUUCCUAAGAUGCUUGCUGGCUUCAUUGGGCCCAAACAGGGUCAAGGACAGCUCAUCUCAUUCGAGGGUUGCAUGACUCAGCUCUACUUUUUCCUGGGCCUGGGCUGCACUGAGUGUGUCCUUCUUGCAGUAAUGGCUUAUGAUCGUUAUGUGGCCAUCUGCCAUCCUCUCCACUACCCUGUCAUUGUCAGUGGCCGGCUGUGUGUGCAGCUGGCCUCUGGCUCCUGGGCUGGUGGUUUUGGCAUCUCCAUGGUGAAAGUUCUCCUCAUUUCGCGCCUCUCUUACUGUGGCCCCAACAUCAUCAACCACUUUUUCUGUGAUGUCUCCCCCUUGCUCAACCUCUCGUGCACUGACAUGUCCACAGCAGAGCUUACAGAUUUUGUGCUGGCCAUUUUCAUCCUGCUGGGGCCACUUUCUGUCACUGGGGCCUCCUACAUGGCCAUCGCUGGUGCUGUGAUGCGCAUUCCCUCAGCUACUGGACGCCAUAAAGCCUUUUCCACCUGCGCCUCUCACCUCACUGUUGUGAUCAUCUUCUAUGCAGCCAGUAUCUUCAUCUAUGCCCGGCCAAAGGCACUCUCAGCUUUUGACACCAACAAGCUUGUCUCUGUACUCUACGCGGUCAUUGUACCAUUGCUCAAUCCCAUCAUUUACUGUUUGCGCAACCAGGAGGUCAAACGUGCCCUGCGCCGUACUCUGCACCUGCUCGAGGGCCAGGAAGCUAACCCUGGGAAGGCUAGCAGAGAUGUGUAG
Molecule: messenger RNA, 984 nt
Organism: Tupaia belangeri chinensis (Chinese tree shrew)
Lineage: Eukaryota; Metazoa; Chordata; Mammalia; Scandentia; Tupaiidae
Gene: OR6A2
Product: olfactory receptor family 6 subfamily A member 2
Exons: 1
Coding region: 1-984 (327 amino acids)
Biological process (GO): G protein-coupled receptor signaling pathway
Cellular component (GO): membrane
Molecular function (GO): G protein-coupled receptor activity; olfactory receptor activity
Source: RefSeq, a predicted model, not a curated record